Plasmodium cynomolgi strain B is the source of this 774-nucleotide messenger RNA. RefSeq lists its product as hypothetical. NCBI's taxonomy places the organism in Eukaryota, Apicomplexa, Aconoidasida, Haemosporida, Plasmodiidae. The annotation marks the transcript as partial. The transcript has a single exon. The record is from RefSeq and is a predicted model, not a curated record.
AUGAUGAAAAUAACGAAGGAGAGGAAAAAGUACCGAAUUAGCAACCCUUAUGAUGAGGCGCAGAAGGUAAGCAUUAAGGCCAAAGCGGAGGAGGUGAGGGAACUCAAAAAAAAGCAACCCAAUGGACAACAACAACACAAAGGUGAACAGAACCACCACGAACGAACAAACGCAGCAGAAAGGUUUAUGCAAAUUUAUGAAGAGUACAUAGAGACUAGUGAAGAAAUAGAAAAGUUUAAAAAAGAAAAUGAGGACCUGCAGGAAUCGAAGAAGAAAACUGGGAGCAGGAAAAAAAUAAAAAAAUUAAAUUUGAAGUUGAAGAAAAAUAACCUCAUAGCAAAGUUGGUAAAAAAUAAAGCUAUCAUUAAGGCAGGCAAGACGUUAUUGUCUCUAUCGAAGCAGAGGAGUGAGAAAAAAAUUUUGUUAACUCAGGGGGGGAAAAAUAAAUCCGAGGAGGUGGCUGUCAGGACUAUCCCCCCAGUUCUCGCAAAAGUGCUGCGUGGGGACAAUUCGAAGGGGAAAAACGGAGUGGAGAAGGUAAGCAACAAGGACAGCACUGUCCCAAAUGUAACCCCUCGCAACUGCCUAGGUAGUAGCACGCUGAGCGGUCCUCAUGUGAUGAAGAAAAAAGAAGACGUGCUGAACCAGUACGAAGAUAUAAUUAAGGACAGUGGAUUUAUCCAAAAUCCGCUCGAAUAUGCCAGGAGGGUUAUUGAGCUACGGCAGAAGCAGGGAGGAAAAAAUGCUCCAAAUCAAAAGGGAGCAAAGAAAAAC